Molecule: messenger RNA, 1265 nt
Organism: Hypomesus transpacificus
Lineage: Eukaryota; Metazoa; Chordata; Actinopteri; Osmeriformes; Osmeridae
Exons: 2
Coding region: 320-796 (158 amino acids)
Source: RefSeq, a predicted model, not a curated record
AGGCGCAUUCAGGAAGUGAGGUCUGGCUGGCUCGGGUCCGUUGCUGUUUUCAUGAGAACGUAGCUGUACACGUUAUUGAUUUGCGGCUUAACUAGCUGCCAUAUUUUAGAAUGCAAGACGAUAAAAGCAUUGCAGCCAACCGGACUGCACGCUAACCAGUUUAUUCCCGCCUACUGGGGGAACGCGGACAGAAGGAGGGAGACUGGAUUCAUGUGUGGCAGGCGGACUUUGGUGACUUAACUUAGACUGGGUGCGCCUGGAUGAGAAUAAUAAUAUCGCUGUUGUUUAGGAUUGUUUCAGGUAUUCCAGCUGGAUAGAAAUGACUCUUCAAGUCAGCUGCCUGUCAUUCAGACAGCCAUACGCAGGGCUCGUAUUAGAUGGUGUCAAAACAAUCGAGACGCGUUGGCGACCCCUGCUGGGAGCCAUAGAGAACUGCACCUUGGCCGUUCACAUCGCGCAGAAGGACUGGGAGGGCGAUGACUGGAGAGAUGUCCUGACGCACGCGCUGGGGAUGGACCUGGUACAAGUAGAGGAGCUCGUGACCUCCGGGGAACGGUACGGCCGAGGAGUCGUGGCAGGGCUGGUGGAGGUGGGGGAGACGUGGCAGUGUGGCGUGGGGCAGGCGGGGGCCGAGCUGGAGGGGCUGGAGAGGGCAGCGCUGCUCCGAGGGCUCCAGGACAAACACCUGACCCUGCUCUCCAACCCCCGGUGGCUGCUGCAGCCCCUCUACGCUCGGGCUCACAAGGACCUCUGGACCAUAGACAUACCUGUGGAGCUGCUGCCUUCGUCAUCAUGAUCGCCAUCACCUGGCACGCGGCAGUGGAGAGGGGGGGAGAAAAGGAGUGAGGGAGGGGGAGUGAUAGAGGGACAGAGAUUCAGGAAGAGAGAGAAAAAGGCGUGAGCAUGGCACGACCAGAACCAGAAACCAAAAACUGGAACCAGGGGGGUUCUGAUCUAGGAGGGAAAAUGCAGGGUCAAGAGGAGACAGGGUCCCAUAUUAAGGGUUCUGCUCCAACUCUGUCUUUCUGUCGGGUAAGACCAGAGCAAACUGCCGUCAUGGAAGGUCAGAGGUCAAAGGGCUUUGAAAGAGACAGGUGGGGCUGGACCUAUCGUCGGGUGUGGAGGUAUAAAAUGGAUUGAACUAAUCAAAUGGGUGGAUGAAUUAAGAUACACGGCAAGACAUUCAGAAAUUGCAUUCAUGUUUUUCCAAACUGCGUUUUGACUUUGUAAAGUAAAAUGUGAUUAAAGGCUGAUAUUUUCAUGCA